AUGGGGUCGGCGUCCAGCAGUCUUGAUAGUAGUACAGCUGGCUAUCAUAUAUUAAAGGUCCAGGAUGGAUCACCGGGCCAAAAAGCGGGGUUGGAAGCUUUUUUCGAUUUCAUCGUUUCGGUUGGGGAUGUAAGAUUAGAGCAGGACAACGAGAGCAUCAAGGAUGUGCUGGCCAAGUACAAGGACACACCGAUGCGUCUGACGGUGUACUCCUCGAAGACGCAGCAGUUCCGCGAGCUGACACUCACGCCCAGCUCCGACUGGGGGGGCCAGGGCCUCCUUGGGCUCAGCAUCCGCUACUGCUCUUUCAAGGGGGCCGCCGAAAACGUCUGGCACGUGCUCGAAGUCUCGCCGGGCUCGCCAGCUGCCAUGGCUGGCCUCCAACCCUACACGGACUACAUCAUUGGAACCGACGCCCUGCUGAACGAUUCAGAGGACUUUUUUUCGGUGGUUGAGGCCCACAACGGCCAGCCACUUCGCCUGUACGUGUACAAUUCGACGACGGACAGUUGCCGCGAGGUCACACUCAUUCCCAACCUCUGCUGGGGCGGCGAUGGCGUGCUCGGAUGCGAAAUCGGCUUCGGCUACCUUCACCGGAUCCCGCCUCCUGAGAGCAGAAAUGCGGACGCAGUCGGUGCGGCCACGGCCCUUGCCCCGGCCCCGUCCCCACCAAGUCCCCCGUCAUUCGCUGCUGCGCCCACUGCGCAACCACAGCCACUUCAACCUAAUUACAAUCAGCUGAAUGCUAUGCAGCCUCAGCAAAACUUCACCGGGACGGUAGAACAAGUACCGCCGACGUAUCAGCUGCCUCAGCCACCAAUGCCUGUUACCAUACCUCCACCCGCUCCGCUACCUGCCAGCUUGUUCGAGGGCAUCAACCUGACCCCUCCGACCACACCGCCUCCCCUCGUUCUGCCGUACUCGACCAAUGCGGUUCAGGUGGACCCUUACUCGACAACCACAGUCGCACCUAGCGUGGCUCCUCCACCACCACCAUCACCACCUUCCACAGUCGCACCGCAGCCGCCCGCAAUGAUUCCAGUGCCGGUGCAGUUCACGGACAGCCAGCAAGCCCCAGCUCAGGCCCAACCACCUCUUCAGCAGCCCGUCCCCGUGUUCGGCACUCCAGCUGUCAGCGGUGACUCGCCUCCUGCCAUGGUGCCGCUUAUUCCCACCACCAAUAUCGCUCCCCCUGGGAUGCCGCCGAUUUCCGUGCAAAUGCCUCCUACCGAUCUGUGUAAGUGUAACGGACUCUUGGCGUAA
This is a messenger RNA of Mesocestoides corti, 1263 nucleotides long. NCBI's taxonomy places the organism in Eukaryota, Metazoa, Platyhelminthes, Cestoda, Cyclophyllidea, Mesocestoididae. The record is from the annotation of a GenBank genome assembly.